This is a messenger RNA of Branchiostoma belcheri (Belcher's lancelet), 1434 nucleotides long. Its product is annotated as proteasome subunit alpha type-4. The coding region runs from base 83 to 871 and encodes 262 amino acids. The record is from RefSeq and is a predicted model, not a curated record. Gene Ontology annotation, biological process: ubiquitin-dependent protein catabolic process. Gene Ontology annotation, cellular component: nucleus; cytosol; proteasome core complex, alpha-subunit complex. NCBI's taxonomy places the organism in Eukaryota, Metazoa, Chordata, Leptocardii, Amphioxiformes, Branchiostomatidae. The transcript is spliced from 8 exons.
AUGGUUCAGACCCAAGUUACCGCCUCCUUUGACGCAUGCGCACUCGACCUAUAAGCUGCGUGGUGUAUCCUGGGAUAUCAACAUGUCGCGACGUUACGAUACAAGAACAACCAUCUUCUCUCCAGAAGGCCGCCUGUACCAGGUGGAAUAUGCCAUGGAGGCCAUAGGUCACGCCGGCACCUGUCUGGGCAUCCUGGCGAACGACGGGAUCGUGCUGGCUGCCGAGCGCAGGAACACGCACAAGCUACUGGACGAGGUCUUCUUCUCGGAGAAGAUUUAUAAACUCCACGAUGACAUGGCCUGCAGUGUGGCAGGGAUCACAUCUGAUGCAAACGUCCUCACAAACGAGCUUCGUCUCAUAGCUCAGAGGUACAUUCUACAGUACCAGGAACCAAUUCCCUGUGAACAGCUGGUCAGCAGUCUGUGUGACAUCAAGCAGGCUUACACACAGUGGGGAGGCAAGCGUCCCUUUGGUGUGUCCAUCCUGUAUAUCGGCUGGGACAAGCACUAUGGCUUCCAGCUGUACCAGUCUGACCCCAGUGGGAACUACGGAGGCUGGAAGGCUACGUGUAUAGGCAACAACAGUGCAGCUGCUGUAUCCAUGCUGAAGCAAGAAUACAAGAUCGAUGAGAUGACCAUGCAGGACGCCCUUCAGCUGGCCAUCAAGGUCGUCAGCAAGACACUAGACGUCUCCAAACUCACACCUGAGAAAGUGGAGUUAGCGACGUUGACCAGAGAGAACAACAAAACCAAAGUGCAGGUGCUGCCGAGCAAACAGGUGGAGGAACUCAUCAAGAAACACGAGGAGGAGCUGGCAGCAGCAGAGCAGGAGAAGAAGGAAAAGGAGAAGCAAGAAAAGGGGUCAUCAUAGUUACCAUAACCAUUGUCAUAGUUAUGUCCUUAUCACACGGUCUUAAAGACACUGUUUUCACUUUGUAAGUAGAGUUUCUUGAGAACAUCUUGAUAAAAUUAACGUAACCGGUAGUCUAAAGGCUAUGCGCACAUUUCUCUUAUUUUGUCAGACUUUGUAAGAGAGGUCCAGUGAACUUGAAGUGUACAAAACUCCAUGUAACUUUCAACACAAGAAGUCUGUCCAAGAGACAAACUUAUUGUUCACCUUCAUAUACAAGUAGUAUGUAAUGUACAACAAAUUGGUCCAUAUUUCAUCCAUUUAACAUUUAUUUUUGCUAUAUUUUCUGUUGUUGACCUCUCACUUUCUGCCUGAUGAAGUGUUAGUUACUUCUGUUGCAACAUACAAGACGGUGUAUUGAGAAAUGCUAGUUCAACUGGUUAGAAUCCUACAUGUAAUACAAUGUACAUGUAAGCCUUUUGCAUACACAAAAUAAGUAUUAUAACACCCUUCAGUAACAUUUAGAGUUAUUUACCUAGCAAACCAUUUUUUCUGAAAUUCUAAUCUCCUUAAUAAAGAUGAUG